AUGGCGACGAGAAGGACGUUGCUGCUUUGCGUCAACGACAUCAGAGCUACUUCCUGUUCUAACAUCACUACUUCGCUCAAACAUAGACCGAUUAUCCGCCAAUCACAUGUCGGACCUUGGACGUCAAGACCGGCUGGUGCUCGACUUUUCACAACUUCACGGUCACGAUGGCAAGAUGUAGCUGCCCGGCAAGCCGAAGACGAUCAGCCUGUCAUUGAUAGGACGAGAUCAAAAAUCUUCAAAGAUGCCGAUGAGGCUGUAGCAGACUUGAAGUCUGGAUCCGUCGUCUUCAGUGCCGGAUUUGGCCUGUGUGGAACGGCGGAAACGAUAAUCACAGCAAUGCACAAGCGAGGAGUCGACUCGUUGAACAAUCUUACUGCUGUCUCGAACAAUGCCGGAGCUGCAGGAGCUGGCGGUCUUUCGCCGCUGACCAAGUCAGGCCAGAUAACACGCUGCAUCCUAUCAUACCUGGGGAACAACAAGAAGCUCGAGCAGAAGUACCUGACCGGCCAAAUUGCGAUUGAACUGUGUCCUCAAGGAACGUUAGCAGAGCGGAUCCGUGCCGGUGGAGCUGGCAUUCCUGCGUUCUACACUCCGACCGGUGUCCAUACCUUUAUCCAGACAGGAGAGAUCCCUACACGGCUGGGGCCGGCUGACCCCGAAACCAAGAAGGCUGUGGUCCUGGAAGCGGGCAAAGCUCGAGAGACGAGAAUCUUCAAUGGGAGAACCUACGUUAUGGAGACAGCCCUGACGGCAGACGUUGCGAUUAUUCGCGCCUGGAAAGUCGAUGAGGCUGGCAACUGCCAAUUCAGAUAUACGACCAAGGCAUUCGGAUCAAUCAUGGCAAAGGCCGCUCGUUUGACCAUUGUCGAAGCCGAGAACAUUGUUCCAAUCGGCUCACUCGACCCCAACGACAUCCAUCUUCCGGGCAUUUACGUCGACCGCAUCGUGCCAGCGACGGUCGACAAGGUGCUCGAGAUCAAAAAGACCAGACCAAGCGGCAACGACAGCGGCUACGAGUCCGAAGCGUCGGCUUCUUCCGCGUCCAGCGACACAAAAUCAGAAGCCCUCGUUCGACGAGACCGCAUUGCCCGCCGUGCGGCCAAGGAACUCAAGCACGGAAUGUACGUCAACCUGGGCGUCGGCAUGCCAACCCUCGCACCCUCGUUCCUCCCGUCGGAUGUCAAGGUCUGGAUCCAAUCCGAGAACGGCAUCCUGGGCAUGGGCGCGUACCCGACCGAGGAAGAAGUCGACCCUGACAUCAUCAACGCCGGCAAGGAGACCGUCACCCUCGUCCCCGGCGCUUCGACGUUCGACAGCUCCGAGUCGUUCGGCAUGAUCCGCGGCGGCCACGUCGACGUCUCCAUCCUGGGCGCGUUGCAGGUCAGUGCCGCGGGUGAUCUCGCCAACUACAUGAUCCCCGGGAAAGUGUUCAAGGGCAUGGGCGGCGCGAUGGAUCUGGUCUCGAACCCGGACAAGACCAAGAUCGUCGUCACCACGGACCACGUCGACAAGUACGGCAAGAGCAAAAUCGUCGAGCAAUGCUCCUUGCCCUUGACCGGGGCGCGUGUCGUGAGCACCAUUAUUACCGAUCUUUGCGUUUUUGAAGUCGACAGGUCCAAGGGCACGCUUACGCUGACGGAACUCGCUCCCGGCGUGACGGUUGAAGAGGUCAAGGAGAAGACGGACGCUAAUUUUGCGGUUGCUGAGACCUUGGGCAAGAUGGAGUAG
Messenger RNA from Exophiala spinifera, 1731 nucleotides. RefSeq lists its product as uncharacterized. The transcript is spliced from 4 exons. NCBI's taxonomy places the organism in Eukaryota, Fungi, Ascomycota, Eurotiomycetes, Chaetothyriales, Herpotrichiellaceae. Gene Ontology annotation, biological process: ketone body catabolic process. Gene Ontology annotation, molecular function: succinyl-CoA:3-oxo-acid CoA-transferase activity. Bases 1 to 1731 code for a protein of 576 amino acids. The record is from RefSeq and is a predicted model, not a curated record.